ACCAUGUACGCCUUAGUGAACGCCUUCAUGCGCUGCCUCUCCUUCCUCCUGCCCCCCUCUCGGCUUUGUGUCAGCUUUUGCUUGUGGGUUGGGAAUGAGUGCGAAGACACGCUGCUGCUGCGGCCGCGGCCCAAUCCCAGAGCUCGUUUCAAAAGCAGAAAGCCUCUUACAUAUGAGGAAGUAGCAGCAGUAGCAGCAGAAGCAGUGGGGGAAGCACAAGGAGGCACCAACCCGUCGGUCUCACCAGCUCCAGGCUGCGUCUUGCCGGCUGCUACAAGCCCCGCUGCUCCUCAGGGCCCUGCACCGGGUCGGAUCUGGAUCGGGGGUCUCUGGCGAGCCGUGGAGCGUGUCCUCGGAGCCCCCUGGGUCCUCGUUCGCCAUCGCUGGUGCCCGAAGCAGUGUCGAGCGGCUUUACGCGCCCCGUAUCCCGCCUGCGCCUUCGAGGCGAGCGAUAUUAAAGGCUUUCAGGGAGGCGCUGCUACUGCUGCUGCUGCUGCUGAUAGACCCGAGGAAGAGAGGGCAGCGGGUGGAAGCACCUUGACUUAUCCGAAGACCAUGAGUGGGUCUGUGGGCAUCCCCAGUCCGAACCCAGCGGCGUGCGCCUCGGAUGAGUCAGCGGAGCAGCUGGGCAUGGAUGAGGUAAUCACCGUGGAUCAGCACUCGCAGGAGCUGGGGACGGUGACGAUAACAGUGGCCAUUCAAGCCGCGGAGGACGAAGAACCCGAGGAAGUGUCGUCUAGCUUCAUCGACUUCCUCGGAGGGAGCUGCAGCGAGGACGAAAUCGGAAGAUAUGACAAAUCAAGCGGGGCAGGGACCAGUGGAGGCGAGCUGGAGGAGGAGAGCUGGCAGCCUCCAGACCCAGAGCUCAUCCAGAAGCUGGUCGCUCAGAUCGAGUACUACCUAUCUGAUGAGAACCUGGAGCACGAUGCCUUCCUGCUCAAACACGUCCGGCGUAACAAACUCGGGUUUGUUAGUGUCAAGUUGCUCACCUCGUUCAAAAAGGUGAAACACUUGACCCGUGACUGGAGAACGACCGCUUAUGCUCUGAGACACUCCAAGAGCCUCGAGCUGAACGAUGAAGGGCGCAAGGUGAGGCGGAAAUCUGCAGUACCGGUCUUUGCCAGCGAGUCGUUGCCUAGUCGCAUGCUGCUGCUGAGUGAUUUGCAGAGGUGGCCAGAGCUGGCUGCUCUCACCAACGAUAAUGGAGAGAGCGAGGAAAGAGCAACUCAGCAGGAGCAGCUGAUGAAGCUGUUGCUAAAAGCUUUUGGAACAUACGGUACCAUUGCCUCCGUCAGAGUCCUGAAGCCCGGGAAGGACCUGCCGGCCGAUCUGAAGAGGCUGAGUGGUCGUUACUCUCAGCUUGGCACCGAGGAAUGUGCCAUUGUGGAGUUCGAGGAGGUGGAGGCUGCUGUUAAAGCCAAUGAAGCUGUGGGCAGCGACGAAUGUGGGGCCAGUUUGCGAGGGUUGAAAGUGGUCCUUAUUGGCACCAAGCCGCCCAAGAAGAAGGUGCCCAAAGAGCGACCACGCGAGGAGGGAGGGAUGCGCAAGAGUCGCUCGCUCAACAGCAGAAUACGAGAGCUUCAGUACCACGGGGAUGACUCUGCCUGCAGCUCUUCAGAGACUGAGAGCACCCCCACAUCCCCGAGGCUGGCCAGAAAGUCCCAGUCCUGCAACAAGCUCAGCCCCACCACGGCUGGUGUCGGCUUCCAGAACAAUCACCUCAGUCCUGGUAUGUCCCCGCGCAACAGUCCGUGGUCGAGCCCCCGUGGCAGCCCCUGUCCUCAGCGCAAAUCCCCUCAUUCCCAUAAGUCUCCCUUGGUCAGUGAGGGGAGACUGAGCCCUGAGCCUGGGCGUCGCUGGGCAGACUACUCCUCAGACAGUAGCCUCACCCCUUCAGGGAGCCCAUGGGUGCAGCGGCGCAAGCAGGUGGCGUCUCAGGAGAGCAGUCCGGUCGGCAGCCCGAUGCUGGGCAGAAAGAUCCAGAAUGCUGACGGCCUGCCACCAGGCGUUAUGAGGCUGCCCCGGGGUCCUGACGGAACCCGUGGCUUUCACUGUGUCUCUGUUGCUGAGAGGGGAAAGACUGCAGCUACUCAGACUUGAUAGUGGGGGGUGUCCUUUUGCAUUC
Molecule: messenger RNA, 2125 nt
Organism: Solea senegalensis (Senegalese sole)
Lineage: Eukaryota; Metazoa; Chordata; Actinopteri; Pleuronectiformes; Soleidae
Gene: larp6a
Product: La ribonucleoprotein 6, translational regulator a
Exons: 3
Coding region: 4-2100 (698 amino acids)
Biological process (GO): RNA processing
Cellular component (GO): nucleus
Molecular function (GO): mRNA binding
Source: RefSeq, a predicted model, not a curated record